UACGCCGAGGAUGAAAUUUUAUAAUACAGCGGCGAGCAGAAUGAGGGGCGUGUACCUCAGCUACGUCCCGGCUUCUUCUGAAGGCGGCAAGCGAAAGCUUGAAGCUAGAAUAGAGGAACAUGUAAUGCUACCAGCACUGGAGGCAAACGAUGUCACAGUGCAGAUCAAGGCAUGCGGCCUCAGCCGCAUAGACACAAAGACUGUUUUGCAGGUGGUACCGAAUGUGGACCAGAUCCCAGUCGGUAACGAAAUUUCUGGAGUCAUCACAAAAGUUGGCGAUGCUGUGAAAAUGUUCUCAGUUGGUGAUGAAGUUACAGGGAUCCUUCCACUGGACUCUGAGUGUCCUGGAUGUGCUGAAUACUGUGUACUCCCCGAGCAUUUCCUCGUGUCAAAACCGGUGUCCCUAUCCCAUGCUGACUGUGCUGCUGGACUGGGCUCUGGGCUUAGAGCAUACACCGCAUUCCACACCCAGGUUCCCGUCGUCCCCGGCAACAUUGUACUCAUCACAGGAGCUGCCUCUGCCGAUGGCGUUGUGAUGAUUCAGUGGUGCGAGUAUCUCGGAGCUAAGGUGAUAGCUGCAGUCAACAGCCCAAAAGAGGCCGAAAUAUUGCAGAAACUCCAGCCAUCCCUCUUGAGAGUGAUAGACUUGAGUGGGUCUCAGAGUAUUGUUGACAUAUGUCUCCAGGAGACUGGGGGACUGGGGGUUCACUGCGUCAUCGACAACGGAGCCUCGGCAAGUUUCUAUCUUUCGGACUUUCUCAUCGACUCUGCGACCCUCAAACAGCAGCUGGAGCAAGAGCCCCUGCGCUACACCUACGAGACAGACCCCUCCCCUCCCCUCUCUCCCACAUCUCACCAGAUCGGGUCUCUUCUAGCGGCAAGGGGUCACUGGGUAUCGUCGCAGCCUGAUCUACAACUGGACCCACCGCUGUCCCAGACUCUGUACUUGAAGGGGGCCAGUCUCCAUUUCAUGUUCCCGGCGGUGUGGACGCUGUCGGGAGCUCAGCUGGGUAGCUAUCUGGGUGUGUUGGAGCAGGUUCUCAAGCACAUGGAGGACGGAGUGAUCAAACCGUAUAUCUACAAGUCAGUUGGUCUCGGGGAAGUGUGUCAGGAGCUAGUAAAACUAGGGAGUUACGGAACUGGGAAGAUUGUCAUGAAAAUUGAGACACGUUCAUAGCCAACACGCAGUAUACAUUUUGUAUCCGUGACAUUAGAACAUGUGACGAUGAGACACAAUAAUGAUUGCAUAGCACGAGAUUCUUUUGUCUGCCAGUAACUUCAUAGAUUCAUGAUCAAAAAUGGAAAUCUCUAAUUAUGACCUAAGUAACUUGUAAUGAAAUUGGUGUUCGUAGGAUUGAUUUUGGUGACUUUUCAAAGAUCCCGGGAAACUUAUUUAUUGGUAUUAUGAGUCUGGGUUUUAGUUAAUGCUGUUGUUCGUAGAGGCAUCAUCAUCAUCAGUAGUAGCAGGUUUGUCAGAUGUGGACCACGAGAGGUAGGUGGCCCAGCCCAGACUCACCAGCAACACAAAGUUGAGCUGGUGAACAACUGGAACAAACUUGAAGUUGACUAUCUGCAAUAGUGGCCAAAUGCACCAGUUGGCUUUCAGGACUGGCCAGAUCUUGUUUCUCACAUUGCCCCACGCUGUCUCAAAAGACUCUCCAGCCAUCAGUGGAAGACUGAUGAGAUAGAUAGCAUUUAUCCCAGAGGCCCAGUACGUGAACUGAUCGAUAAACACUUUCAACAGCGCCAUUUUUGUGCCUGUGAAAGCAAGCCUCUUGACGACGAACCACUCGAUAAAGUUGAAGUGGAGGUGUCCUAAGGGGCCGAGAAUGACGGUGCCAAAUAUGGCAGCUCUGAUGACCCGAGGCCCGUUGUACUUCCCGCCUUUCUCCAUGGUAACAGUCUGUGCCAGGACGUCCCCCGUGGCAAACAAAACUGGAAAAUGAGAGAUUUUCUAACACGCUGAGAUGUGGAGGAAAAAACUAGAGUGAAAUAAAAUACUAGAAUAAGAGUGAUAAAAAUAACAGAGGAAU
This is a messenger RNA of Geodia barretti, 2033 nucleotides long. NCBI's taxonomy places the organism in Eukaryota, Metazoa, Porifera, Demospongiae, Tetractinellida, Geodiidae. The record is from the annotation of a GenBank genome assembly.